This is a messenger RNA of Bufo bufo (common toad), 1505 nucleotides long. Its product is annotated as C4b-binding protein alpha chain-like. The record is from RefSeq and is a predicted model, not a curated record. NCBI's taxonomy places the organism in Eukaryota, Metazoa, Chordata, Amphibia, Anura, Bufonidae. Gene Ontology annotation, biological process: negative regulation of complement activation, classical pathway. The transcript is spliced from 10 exons. The coding region runs from base 223 to 1476 and encodes 417 amino acids.
GAUUUCGGUUGGAGGUGCAACACCAUCUAAAGAGAGGAUAUCGUUGGUGGAGCGGGAGCACGGUUCUUUUUAGCUCCUCUGCUUGUAGGCUGUCUGGAGAGAGGCUGUGAGGUUAGUGCUGCUGGAGCUCUGUUUACUGGAGCCAUUUUCUUCCUUGUUCCUCCUUGUGAAAACGUCGAUUUGGAUUGAGCUAUAAAAUCGGAAAUUUCUAGAUCUGCCAUUAUGAUGGACCAUGUGGUAUCUACAGUGUCAUUGCUGGUGAUCGCUUUAACCUUCUGCUUUAUUACAUCAGUUUACUGUGAUUGUGGUUCUCCUCCAUCAAUCUCAUAUGGGUUAUUAAAAGAAGAAUUUGAAAAUCAAGAGACAUUUAAAGCUGGGUAUACUGUGCAAUACAGGUGCCGACCUGGGUUUAUUCGCAUUCUGGGAGUUAGAAAUACUGUCACUUGUAUGAGCAAUUCUAUGUGGACUAGUCAUGAAAAAUUCUGCACAGCGAAAUCAUGUGGAAAUCCUGGUGAUAUAGAUAACGGAUAUUUUGAGGCAACUAAUUUCUUAUUUGGCGCUAAAGUAACAUAUCACUGUAAUGAAGGAUACAAUAUGAUAUCAAGAAAAGAUCACAGAUAUUGUCAAGAGGAUGGAACUUGGAGUUAUGUUGUCCCACAAUGUGAAGCUGUGAUUUGCCCCCUUCCAGCUUCAAUUCUCAAUGGGAUAUUUUCCCCAGAAAAGGAUGAAUAUACCUUCUUGGAUACUAUUCAAUAUCGAUGCAGCAACCCCAAAUCUGUCUUAUAUGGUGAAACCUUUGCGUCCUGCACAGAAAAGGGAACAUGGAGUUCUAACCCUCCAAAAUGCAUAGAUGUUGAAUGCCCUUCCCCUGAAGUCCACAACGCAAGAAAACUGUCAGGAUUCGCUGGGCCAUAUACUCUAAAUUCUGUGGUUAGAUUUGAAUGCUUUGAAGGCUUCGUUAUGAAUGGUAUCGGUGAGGUGAAGUGCAAUAUUUACAGCCAGUGGGGGCCCUCAUUGCCUAAAUGUGAGAGAAACUUCUGCUACACGCCUCAGCUAAUAAAUGGAAGAAUCCAAAAAGGGAAACCCAAAAAUUUCCACAAUGAGAAAGGAUUUCUGAUUCAUGAUUCUGUUACAAUGGAAUGUGAUUCCUACUUUGUUUUAAAUGGACAAAGUACCAUAACCUGUCAAGAAGAUUUAACCUGGCAUCCUGAAGUUCCAAUUUGUGAGAAGCGGUUUGGGUGCAGUUCACCCAAAAUUGCAAAUGGACGUGUACUUAAGAAUGGAAAGUAUUACAACCCAGAAGAACAUGGACAUGCCUUCUCAACAUCAGACAAGAUACAAGUUGAGUGUGAUGAGGGCUUUGAAUUGGUUGGAAAAAGCAGCAGCAAGUGCACUUUUGGUUUAUUUAAAUACUAUUGGUCACCUGAACUUCCGACAUGCGAAAGGUGGGGACACUUGGGAACAUCAUCCUGGUAACCAGUGAUGUGAAAUAAAAUAAACUGCAG